Molecule: messenger RNA, 325 nt
Organism: Staurois parvus
Lineage: Eukaryota; Metazoa; Chordata; Amphibia; Anura; Ranidae
Source: the annotation of a GenBank genome assembly
AUGGGUCCCUGUACGGCCUCCCAUUGCUGCUGUCUCCAUCGCCACACUCUGCCAUGUGCCACUUUCAGGUCUCCUCACACUGCUGGUGGGUUCCAUUUUGUCAUAGGGUUGCUGUAUGGCCUCCCAUUGCUGCUGCCUCCACCGCCACACUGUGGCUCCAAACACUGGUUUUGGCCCCGUGACUGGCCAAAUGAGUGAAGUGUGCGGUGAUUCUAAGAUCGACGGCACUCAUCUGCAUGUCAUACUGACUGACAGUAUUAUUUCUCUUCCCCAGCAGACUCCAAGGGCAUUUAAAUUAAAGGUACAAUGUUCUGCACUAAUAUUA